This is a messenger RNA of Pomacea canaliculata, 2044 nucleotides long. RefSeq names its product ecdysone-induced protein 78C-like. The record is from RefSeq and is a predicted model, not a curated record. The transcript is spliced from 7 exons. Bases 233 to 1555 code for a protein of 440 amino acids. NCBI's taxonomy places the organism in Eukaryota, Metazoa, Mollusca, Gastropoda, Architaenioglossa, Ampullariidae. Gene Ontology annotation, cellular component: nucleus. Gene Ontology annotation, molecular function: RNA polymerase II cis-regulatory region sequence-specific DNA binding; nuclear receptor activity. Gene Ontology annotation, biological process: regulation of transcription by RNA polymerase II.
ACGCAUGACAAGACAUUGUCGUAACAUCUCGCGCCUUCCACACUCCCUCCCCCCUUGAUUAAAAAUGGAUUAUUCCAGUUUUCUUCUAUAAAAUGGAGAGUUCUAACGGCUGCUAAUCACUGCUUCCAACGGCCAAGCUUCUAGUUGCUGACAAAUUUCCUUUGGCAAUUUUCAACGAAGUGAGUUCUCGUCGUUUUUAUCAACGAAACCAAAAAGCAAGCAGACGGCAAAUAUGGCGGAACUCUUGACGGUUUUGCAGAGCAGCAACGGCUCCUUCAAGUCCGACCUCAUGCAGGUCUUCGUGGCCAGACUGAAGGGAGACUACUCCAAGCCCGGCGCCUCGCCUGGACCCUCCCCGGCCGAUGUCAUGACAUCCAAGCUGAAUCAGAACGUCAACACCGGCGCCUGCAUUUUCACCGCCACUUCCCCGGCCACCACAACCACCUCCACCACCUUCCACGAUGAGACCGACAACGCCAACAUCCUGCAGAGCCAGCGCGUCACGGACAACCAGACAACGACAACGACAACCACCACGACCACCGACACCAGCACCAUGACGGACAACGGCACCACUCCCCUGAUUCUGCAUCCCCGCGACAAUUCCACCACCACAACCACCGCCACCACUACCACCGACACCGACACCAACAUCAACGCCAACGUCAACAUGAACCGCGUGAAGCCGGCGCCGACCGUGGCCUCGCCAGACGUCCCCGACCGCAACGCCAACGUCUCGGAGGUGGCGGCCAUCUUGGAGGAGAUGCGCGGGGAACUGUCGGAGACUCGGCGAGCCUUGCUGCAGCAGGUGACGGAGUCGACGGUGGACGCCCACCUGGCCACGUGCAGCAACACCCACAAGGUGGUGCAGGAGGCGAGGGCGCGCUUCCUCGCCCUCAAAGAAACCGGCGGCCUGCCCGACCUCAGCAAGCUGUCCCUCAGCGCCUCCUCCAUGUGGCAGCAGUUCACAUCCCAGAUGGUGCCCGAGCUCAUGAAAUGCAUCAAGUUUUGCAAAAUGCUUCCAGGCUUCAGCGAAUUGUCGAUGGAGGAUCAAAUGCACCUGAUCAAACAGGGGUCGUUUGAGGUCAUGAUCACCCGCUUCUGCAUGUUGGUGGACCACGAGAAGGAGACGAUGCUGGACCCCACCCACCAGAUGUGCUGUCCGAGACAUAUCGUGCGAGAGAUGCCAAUGGGUCAGUUUCUUGAUGGCUUCUUCUACAUCGCCUCCAAGUUCAACCCCAUCGGACUGACAGACAGCGAGAUCGGACUCUUCACCGCCAUCCUCAUCUUGUGCCCGAGUCGCAAGAACUUGACGGACGCCAAGGUGGUGGCCAAGAUCCAGACCCUGUACCAGCAGGCUCUCUUCAAACUCAUGAAGCAAAACCACACUGACUACGAGGCCAGGUUCACACAGCUGCUGGGUGUGGUGCCGAUGUUCCGGCGAAUCAACGAGGAGCACUCGAAGGCACUGAGCGCCAUGAAGAUGCAAGCUCCCGAGAACUUCGACAAGCAGUUCCCACCCCUGCACAGGGAGCUGUACGACGAGCGGACGUAGACUGUUAUCAUCGAUGACCACCUCGAUAAGCAGCAUGGGACAGUGGGGACUCCAGACACAGCGACAGCGCCCUCCGUGGUAGCGACCGUUACCCUCCGUGUUAUCGCAUCACAGUCAGGACAGUUACAUGUAACGUGCACAACUGUAUAAGAUAAUGCUACAUAUUGCGAACAAAUAAUUGACAAGAUAAUUUAUAAUAUUUGUAUCACGUGUACGAAUUACAUUACCGGUCAGUUGAAGAAUCGUCAGUCGGUGGUGUCUGGGAAGGUGACUUGUGUCAGUCGUGUAAGUGUUGUCUAAUGUUAACAAUAUUUCUAAUGUCAAAAAAAUUGUGUUGUGUUCUUUUGACUUUUCUGUGAAAAUUAUAUACGCCUUCUCAAUGUCUAUAAUGUUGUUUAUGUUGAUAUUGUGAGGGAAGAGUUUUAAAAAAAACCAACACAGAGUAUCGAACUGAGGAAAAAUGGAAUAAAAACAAAUGAACUGCUAUAA